GGCCUGCACGGCAUCUACGGCGAGUGCCGCCGUCUCUACCCCGAGCAGCCCAACCCGCUGCAGGUCACCGCCAUCCUCAAGUACUGGUUGGGGGGACCAGAUCCGCUGGACUAUGUUAGCAUGUACAGAAACUUGGGGAACCCAGCGCUGAAUGUUCCUGAGCACUGGCAUUAUGUCAGCUUUGGGCUGAGUGACCUGUAUGGAGACAACCGCGUACACGAGUUUACAGGAACAGACGGGCCAAGUGGUUUUGGAUUCGAACUGACAUUUCGACUCAAGAGGGAAACAGGAGAGUCGGCACCACCUACGUGGCCAGCAGAGUUAAUGCAAGGCUUGGCCAGAUACGUCUUCCAGUCAGAAAAUACCUUCUGUAGUGGCGACCACGUGUCAUGGCACAGCCCUUUGGACAACAGCGAGUCUCGAAUCCAGCAUAUGCUGCUGACUGAAGAUCCACAGAUGCAACCAGUGCAGACGCCUUUUGGGGUUGUUACCUUCCUCCAGAUUGUCGGGGUUUGCACAGAGGAGCUGCACGCAGCCCAGCAGUGGAACGGACAAGGGAUCUUGGAGCUUCUCCGGACUGUGCCUGUAGCUGGAGGCCCUUGGCUAAUAACAGAUAUGCGAAGAGGAGAGACCAUAUUUGAGAUCGACCCGCACCUGCAAGAGAGAGUCGAUAAAGGGAUUGAGACAGAUGGUUCGAACCUGAGUGGAGUGAGUGCCAAGUGUGCCUGGGAUGACCUUAGCCGGCCUCCGGAGGACGAUGAAGACAGUCGGAGCAUUUGCAUUGGAACGCAGCCACGACGGCUGUCCGGGAAAGACACCGAGCAAAUCAGGGAGACUUUGCGGAGAGGGCUUGAGAUUAACAGCAAACCCGUCCUACCUCCAAUAAAUGCACAAAGACAGAAUGGGCUGAACCAUGACCGAGCACCGAGCCGUAAGGAUAGCUUAGAAAGCGAGAGCUCAGCAGCUAUCAUUCCCCAUGAGCUCAUCCGCACGAGGCAGCUCGAGAGCGUGCACCUGAAGUUCAACCAGGAGUCCGGGGCACUGAUUCCACUCUGUCUAAGGGGCAGGCUGCUACACGGACGGCACUUUACGUAUAAAAGUAUUACAGGGGACACGGCGAUCACGUUUGUAUCGACAGGAGUAGAAGGAGCCUUUGCUACAGAAGAGCACCCCUAUGCAGCACAUGGGCCUUGGCUACAGAUCCUGCUGACCGAAGAGUUCGUCGAAAGGAUGCUGGAGGACCUGGAGGACCUGACGUCUCCGGAGGAAUUUAAGCUUCCCAAGGAAUACAGCUGGCCCGAAAAGAAGCUGAAGGUCUCCAUCUUACCAGACUCCGUGUUCGACAACCCGCUGCAGUAGAGCUGGAUCCCCCGUGCCAUCUGGGAGAGCCACGUGACUGUACAUGACCCAGUGACUCACAGGCUAACAAAUGCAGUACAGACUAUUCCUGCACCUCGAAGGGACGGCCGCACAACCACUGCACACCCAGCCCAGACAGAACCGGACCACGUCAAGCCCCUUCCCUCCCCCCCGGCUCCCUGGGGCCGACCUUCCUAGGAGCAGCUGGCGCCCAUGGGAGGGCAACGGAUUGGGCUCCGGGGAGCCAGCGUGAGACCCCACUGCCUCGUCCGGCUGCAGAGCUCCCCUGCUGCAGCCCAGGGCGUGGGUGCCUUGCGCACACGCAGGCUGCCAGGUGUGAGCACGUAAUCCCCGGAUUAAAUGUUCUGUGCGCGAUGCCAGGAUCCCUUUGUUUGCUGAGCGCUCCUGCCUGCAGAGCUGCUCCUCUGCGCUCAGGGUUCUUCCUCUGUAUAAGCAGCCUGGGCUUUGCCGUGCGCUCAGCCCAUUGCUGAGAGGGGUGGCCCUGAAUCAAUGGCCAUUUUUGCAGUGGUCUUGGGACUCCAGCCCCAGGCUGAGGCCUUGAACCUUGCGGCUGGGGGGAGCCAGGCUGCGGCUGGGUCUCGGAGCAUAAGGCUCUGCAGGCUGCACCUAGGCAUGGAAGAGCAGGUCAUUAAUGGCAGCUUCAUUGGCGAUGGGCUGCAGGCCAUCACACUGGCCUGUUCGCUGCCAGGGUGGGGUGUUCUCUGGCCCUAAGGCGUCCUCCCGAGCUGGUGUUUCAGAGCAAAUCCCUCUCCUCUUAGUAGGUGGGUCCAGAUUUCUUCCCUGCCCUUUUCGACCUUCCAGCUAGCGUGGCUGCUUCUGUGGCCGUGUGAAGAGGCCUUCAGUGAUCCUAACACCCUGAUGCAACAGCCAAAACUCACAUGGACCUUGUCAUCGCUUCUAGUUUCAGGUUCCUUUGGGUAGAGGGGGAUUUUGUUAGUCUUCGCAGUGCUAUUCGGGGCUGCUUGAUGCUGGCUGAGGAGCAGUGUAGGAGCUAGGAGUUUGCCUAGGACUUGCUGGGAGGGGGUCCCGGCACAGCGGAGCCGGUGUUCCCAGGAGUGUCACUGGCAGCUCUUGAGGGAGGCACACUCCCUGGGCACAGAAGGGCUUUGCAAAUAUCUGGGUCCCAGCCCCAUGCUGCUUAUCAGCAUGUCCUGGGUCCAGCGGAGAAGACAGGGACUUGAUAACAGCACUUGAGCUCCGAGGAGCAUCUCAAAAUCCUGCUUCAAAGAGCACCACUUCGAAUGUGCACGUGCCAGCCAGCACGUGGCGGCGACAGCCUUCACCUCCUAGGCAUACUUGGCUGCAGUCACUGUCCCGGUUAAUAGUCUGUGUGUGCCCGUGCUCUCUCCUGCAUCGUGGGCCCACAUCCAGGGGCCCCAGGGCAGAGAUCGGCCUGAAUAUGUCCCAGCCUUGCCCCCGGAUCACGGUGGAAGAGAACGAGCAGUUGUAUCUGGGUCCAGCAGGGUGAUGGGCACGUGGGCAGUUGGAGUCGUGCCCUUACUGCUGAGCUCACAUGCAUGGCAGCCCGUAAUCGCACCAAAAGAAGCUGAUGGUUCGCAUCUCCAUGGAAAAGCAACAUGAGGACAGUCAAGUGCUGCUGUUCCCAGGGAUCACCAGGGGCAGACCGUCGCUAAGCUCGGUGCCACUCUGAGAGCUUGAAAUUUCCUGCCCUAAGUCCCCUGGGGCCACGUGAACCUUUCUGCAAGGCAGCCAAGCACGUGCCACACGUAGGUGACGUUCCUCCUCCCGGCAGGGCUCCUCACUUCUGCCUCUCACACGCAUGUUGCAUCCAUGCUCAUGGGUGGAGGUCGUGGCUGGACCCACCGUGCGCCUCGGAGACUCCCGCAUGCUACACAUCACAUCUGUAGAUCAGUCCGGCACAUGAUGUGGUCAGCUGACAUGUGACCGGUGUCUCCGUGUCCAAGACAUUGCCUCGCAAGCCCUGUUCGUCCCGCCUUGCCAACAGCCCAGUCACGCUAUGUCUCCACGGGUGAACUUGGGAUCCUCCUACGUCGUUUAGAAGCUAAAAUUGCUGCUAAGAGGAGACUCUCCAGCCUGCUGUUGACCGCUGACCGGGCUUUGCAGGCGAGGGCAGCCUGCAACUCCAGGAUCGCACUCCUGUCUCUUGAUUUUAGAGCAAGGAGGUUGCAAGUUGAUCAGUAUUUCAAGGACUCUUCCCCCAGUGCUCUCCUUUCCUCUUCUUCCGUUGAAGCCUGCAGCUGUGCCAAAGACUUGUUCAGUUGGCAAGAGACCUGGAUCUCAAAUUCCGACAUACUUGUAGCCAGCUUUUGUCUUGGUCAGUGGCCUGGAGGAGGGGGUGUGUGUGGAGAAAGAGCCCCCUGGAGACUUUUCUUUUAACGAGUAAACGGUAUAAAAAGGGCAAUGCGCUGGGUGGACCCUGCGGGGGUUUUCCAAGCCGGGCUGGCUGAGAACAGCCGCUCCCAUCCUGCCGCCUUCGUACAUUCGUUCGGAGAUCUGCGACCUGGAUGCCACAAAACCCAAAUGGCCGCAGACGGCACAUUAAUGGCAUUGGAAAUGAAACGGCGUGGCGUUUCCUCCUCGUUGAGGAAUCCCCGCUCCCCCGUAGUCUCCUGGCUCCCCUGUCGCAGAUGCUGCAGAAGCCCGACACCGGAGACCCGUGGGGUUGCACAGAGCAAGUGCCCAGCGUAAAACACCACGAAUAAAGAAGGGAUUUUAGUUUAAUCUGUAUCAAAACUUCAUUUAAGAUUCACUGAGCGAGCAGGAGCAUUCACCUGACAUGAUGCUGUCUGUGAACUGUGGUAGCAACGCAAUGACAAGAGCAACGAUGUGGUUUUUUCCGGCUCGGUCUUUAAUCGCUAACGGGGUUUGCAGAAGUUCCUGCUGCUUCUGUCCUGCCCCCAGGUGCAAACCUGCGGGCUCAAUAACUGAGCGAGCCCCACUUCUUGUGCGGGUUGCUCCCUCGGUGAGACUGGUUGCCAGCCCCUGCCCGGGGAAACUCUUCCAGUGCCUCUGAUUUCGAGACCUUUCUCCUGAUCUUCUUUUUCUCGGGGCUUUUGUUGUUAGAAAGAUCAGGUGAAAAAGGGACCUUCAUUGCUACCCGCUCUCUGUACCUGGUGUCUGUGCCCAAAGUCAGAGCCGGCCUUGGGGCCUUGUAACUGCGGUGCCUUAGCUCUCGUUUGAAUUCAACUCCAGGAGCAGCUCAGCUGUAAAGCGGCAGAGCUGGCUCUUCCAUGCCCACACUCCUCUUAAUAAUCACCACGAGAGUGGAGGGGAAAGGUUUCCCCAGAAAAGUGUCUAAAUGUUGAUGGCUUUGGCUCCGAGGCGUCGCAUCCUGGCAUCUGAAGCCUAAUUUAGGUCAUCGGCGCCCUUGCAGUUCUAGCAAGCUCAGUAGCAGCCGAUUGCCUUCGUAACCUUUUCCUAUAAUCGCGGUGUGUGCUCUUCCUGGACCCCCUCCCCUCCUAAAGCUUCAUUCAACGCGAGUCCAAAAUUUCAGAUGGAAAGCCAGCCUGCAGGUGACGGAGGCCUGACCUGCCCUGUGUUUCUCAGGCGAUUAACUGGCGUGCAAUGCACUUCCUCAUUUCCAGCGCGACUCUGUUUCUUCCGAAAUUGCUUAGACGGUCGAAUCGCAGUCGCGCUCAGCGGCACGUUCGCCGAGGAGCUUCGUUUUGAGCUUCCCACCAAGGCGCCUGUUUCCCCUGCCACGUAACGGGAGGUGGCCAAAGCAUUCAGCAGUCGCGUGCACCUCAUUAUUCCCGGCGGCGGUUGGGGGUCCCUAAUAACAGUGACAUGGUUGCAGAGCACACCAUGAAGCACCGCUGUGUUUUUUAAAUCGCUCCAAAUCGUUUUCUCUCCUUUUUGAAGGCGCUGUAAGAGCCGCUCUUCGCGGCUGAUGGCUCCGUCUGACGAGCACGGCUUUCUCCUCCCUGAGCUCUGCUUUUUCCUAGCAAAGCCGGGAAUCCACAUGGCUUCUUUGUUCCUUUCCCGGGGCCCAGGGACAGCCUUGUUGAGUGCAGCUCCCUGAAUAUUGUCUUGCUGCAGCGCAGUGGCAGGUAGGAGGCUCCUACGGAUGCACGCCCAGGGGCUCUUAGUUGCUGGAUAGGGACGGGAUCGGGGCCAGGGACAUCUCUGUCUCCGUGCUGGGCCUUAGAUCCCUUUUACCUUGAGUGUCACCCGAGGCUCGCACCUGCGUGGGCAAACGAGAGCCCAGCUGAGGGCAGGAAGAGGGGGAAGGCAGGUGACCGUGUCCUCCAGGCACAGCUGGAAGGCGCUGCCCUUUCAUCCUUGUCCUUUGGAUCUCGUUCAGCACUGCCAGACUCGUGACCCCCCGGCCCAGGUACUCACCCAGCAGCCUUCACGAGCAAAUCCAGGCCCGAGCCCUCUGCCCUUCUUUGAAAGUCCCGGUAGGUUUGGAUUCAAGCGCGGUCGGGAGCAGCGAGCAGGGUGCGUAGAGGAUGAUUAGCCAUAUUCACACUCCAGACGGAGGAAGGGAGCCGGUUAAAACCCUUUUCUCUCCGGUGACCCGGGUUGGGUACAAAGGCUUUUUCCUUCCCUACCAAGCUACCUUUAAAGGGAUAGAGCUCGUUGUUGUGGAUGACACUAACCCUGUCCUGUUCCGGCCGCGCUCGGGCUGGAUCACCUCGGCCGUAACGAGGGUUUCCGACGUGAGCGGACCCAGCCCGAACGCUGGCCGCCGGGGUUGCUCCCGCAGCUUCCAGCCAAGGUGAACCUUUUUGUAGUUCAUCUGUUUCGCGCGCGUGUUUCUUACUAGGAUCCUAAGGACGCUGCAGACUCGGCGCGGAAGGAGCCAGCGUGUCGGUCCUUUGUAGUUGGCCUUUUUUGUUUUGUUUUUUACAGAAGAGAGAGACGGAGGUGGAACUAGCCGAGGCUUUGAACUAUUUUCUAUUAGUUUCUAACGUCGGUUCCUGCCCUGGCCCGGUGGCGCCGGGCACGGCUCCCCCGCACGCGACUUUUGUAAUAUUUUUGUGACUCACUAAACGUUUUCUCUUCUCGUGUAUUCCAAGUGCAUUAAAUGUAUUUGCAUAGCGGUGUCCUCUGCU
Messenger RNA from Alligator sinensis (Chinese alligator), 6419 nucleotides. RefSeq names its product SUFU negative regulator of hedgehog signaling (gene SUFU). Gene Ontology annotation, cellular component: cytoplasm; nucleus. The annotation marks the transcript as partial. The record is from RefSeq and is a predicted model, not a curated record. The transcript has 12 exons. Gene Ontology annotation, molecular function: transcription factor binding. NCBI's taxonomy places the organism in Eukaryota, Metazoa, Chordata, Crocodylia, Alligatoridae.